CCCAUCGCCAGUUGUUUGUAGUUCGUCUAUUCAUUUCUAUCCAUCCAUACAUGCACCGUCCCCUCGGUAGACUCACAGCACAACGAAAAAAGUAGAAUAAAUACGUCGAAAGCAAGCAUACCCGAUGGUAAGGAAAUGGGAAAACGGGGAAAGAAAAGCAACCCAAGUCUAUUCCGUACACCUCGUACACCCUGCCGGAUCCCCUCCAAGUCGGAGCGGAUAGAUACAUAAGAAUGUCGACGGGUCGCAGAGGGCCCGCCUGGCGCGGUCGUGCGGACCUCGGCGCGUCGUAGUGGUGCAUGAGCAUAAGCAUGAAAACAUGGCGAGUUCGUCCGUGUGGCGUAGCGUUGCAUGUAUGCGAGCGUGCGUGUAUGCGAGCGUUUAAAUACGGUCAGCGUCGACGGCCAAAGUCGAGCGGCGACCGAUAAUAAUGGCGUCCUCCAGUCCCGUCGACCAGACCAGGUCUACCUCCCCUCGCCCCAGAUCAACCUCCCCACCCUUCCCCACCGCCCACCGCGCUCGCCCUCCUCCUCGCCCUCCUCUUCGGGACACCCCAGUCCCUCGACGUUACAAAAGCUGACGAGGCCCGUCAUCUGCUUGCACUGCUCCGCCGCGUGGCGCGCGUCGAACGUCGGCACCGUGCUUUGCUGGCUGAGCUGCGAGAAGUACGGCGAGGACUGCGUGCGCGUCGGUGUAUGCGGGUACGUCGGCGGCGUGGGCGGCGGCGUGAGCGGGCCGCGGGGCGACGUCGACGUCGGCGAGUGGUACACCUCCUUCUC
This is a messenger RNA of Gloeophyllum trabeum ATCC 11539, 779 nucleotides long. RefSeq lists its product as uncharacterized. The transcript has a single exon. The annotation marks the transcript as partial. The record is from RefSeq and is a predicted model, not a curated record. Lineage: Eukaryota; Fungi; Basidiomycota; Agaricomycetes; Gloeophyllales; Gloeophyllaceae.